Messenger RNA from Cuscuta epithymum, 1490 nucleotides. The record is from the annotation of a GenBank genome assembly. NCBI's taxonomy places the organism in Eukaryota, Viridiplantae, Streptophyta, Magnoliopsida, Solanales, Convolvulaceae.
GUUUUGAAGUAGGAGUCCACUUUAGAAAUCACCCCCCAAAACAAAAGUUUCCGCGCCAUCGUCACCUAUGGCUCUCUCUGCCCCUCCGGCACCACCUAACGUCUCGUCCGCCGCCGCAGCUGAUGCCAGCGCCAUCACGACGACGACGACGACGACUACGACUAGACCUCUAUAUACCAACUCACGCCCACCUCUCACUCUACAGUCACACCCUCUCCCUCCACAAUCCCAGCGAUUCGCUUCAAAUCCAAACCCCAUCUACUCGCAAUUAGCUCCGCCGCCGAACCAGAGCACUCUGUACCCUAUCGCUCCUUCAGGACGAGGAGUUAUUCCUAGACCCCCCAUACCAUAUCCGCCUCCUAAUCAAAGCAAUUAUUUGACCCGGGGACCUCCGGUUGGGUACGCUCCUGGCUCAAUUCUACCUCCUUUCCUGGUUUCUGCUCAUACAGAUCCGGGUUUGCGGCCGGGACUGGGAUUUCCGGAGCCUACUAAUUUGACUCACGCGCAUGUUUCCCCUGUCACUCUUCCUAAUUCUACUGCUAACGGUACACCUCUUAUACCCGUUGUCGUGAAUGGCGUUCCAGUCGCUUCUGCCCAUCCGAAGCCACUACCUUCUUUUGCUGAUUUCAGUGGCUCCAAAGAUGGAAGGGACAGAAGUAAAAGUGAUUCGUUUUCAGUUGUUAGAGAAAGGAAAGUCAAAGUUUCUGAUACUGCAUCCCUCUAUACUCUUUGCCGGUCAUGGUUGAGGAAUGGUUUUCUUGAAGAUACUCAGCUGCAAUAUAGGGAUGUUGUAAAAUCUCUCCCAAAGCCAUUGCCUGUGGCUCCACAAGAUGCCGAGUCACCUGAGAACAAGGAAGUAGAUAAGGGACCGGAUGAAGAGGAUGAUGUAUCGGUUGAACAUUUAACUAAAGAAAAGCUGUUGCUUAUGCAUGUCACCCGUGCUAAGAAAAUUAGGUCAAAAUUAAGAGAUGAAAGGCUAAGACGCAUUGCUAGAUACAAAACGAGGCUUGCUCUUCUCCUUCCCCCUAUGGUAGAUCAAACACAUCAUAGUGGGGGAUGAAUGCCUAUCCACCCAAUCCUUCGCGAGUGUAACUAAAAUCCACAGCAUAAAACUGAGGUGAACUAAUUAACCUGUGGAAGAAUUAGAGUAUUUGUUUUGGUUUUAUUCGUUAAUUAAUUGUAUGCAACAUUCCUUUAGUUGUGAAGAGUAACCUAGGUCACUAGUUUAUCAUCGGAGUAAAGCUUGUUCAUGCUAUUAAUUCUGCUUCAAAUUCUGACAAGUUUAAGAGUUGUGACAUACGGAAUUAGGAAAAGUGAAAUGAAAUUCAACUUAGGUUUGGGGUUUUCACAGUGUAGGAGCUCACUUGCCCCGGUCAGCUUGUGGUAUAUUAUACAAACAGUUCAUUAUGUAAUUUGAAGCUUUUUCCCAUUUAGUUUGCGGACUCGUUUGGAACACAAAACAUACUAACUAGGAAGAAAAGAGAAAUGAA